AUGCCAUACUCUUCUGUCCCAAUCGUCUCGCCUUCCACUUUGAACGUUGAGCCAAACGCACCGCCCACCAGGAGAUCCUCAAGAUUGAGAAGAAAGACACGCGAAUUGAUCGACUUCCCCCACAUCGACGAUGCCGAACUUCGUCACGCUGUGGACGCCAUCGACCAAGCACAUCAAGACUACAUCGACGCUCUGGACGUACUCGGACCAGAUGCAACUGAAGCUCAGCACGUUCGCACCUAUGCAAUUUUAGCGCUGAAAUGGGAUGUACGGAACUCUUUUGACUUCAGCACAACGACUGCGUCCGCUACGAUUGAGUUCCUAAUAGCCGACGCCCUUUCCCAUGCUGAGCCUUUGUCGCAGGAAAGUUGCCUCGCUUGGUCUUGA
Ustilago hordei is the source of this 387-nucleotide messenger RNA. RefSeq lists its product as uncharacterized. The record is from RefSeq and is a predicted model, not a curated record. The transcript has a single exon. Bases 1 to 387 code for a protein of 128 amino acids. Lineage: Eukaryota; Fungi; Basidiomycota; Ustilaginomycetes; Ustilaginales; Ustilaginaceae.